Messenger RNA from Vitrella brassicaformis, 2313 nucleotides. The record is from the annotation of a GenBank genome assembly. Lineage: Eukaryota; Vitrellaceae.
GAAAGCAUAUGUACAAUCAAUGGUGGGGCCAUUCGUUGUCCAUCCAUUCGUGCCGUUCGUUGUCCAUCCAUUCGUCUCAUGCAACUCAGAUACACUCACACACAUACACACAGAUGUCUAUCGUCAGCUUCGUCGGUGGGCGAUGGAGAGCUUGUUGUCAUCAUGCUGCAGCACGAUGAUCGUGCCGCAUACGUACGCGAGCUGUUCAUGAUCAGGUACGGCAGACUCGAGCAGGUCGCGUGUGGCGGCGUCAAGGCCCAGCAGGUUGAGCACCACCAUCUCGCACGAGAGCUGCAUUAGCGAUCUCAAGCUGCGACACGCGAACUCCACAACGUCAGUGACCCCGGCAGGGACUGACACAGAGAUCAACACACGCACACACACAGAGACGUUCACUUACUCACUGAUGGGCCGUCUCUGGCACAAGACGGACGAACCUGUGAGGUCGACAAUGAGGUACUGGAUGGCGACCCAUCCAUUUCCGUGCUCCUCUUACUCGAUGCCGCCACUACCCACCCCCUCCAGCUCACCCAGGUGCACCAGGCUCAGCUCCCCACUCCUUGAGUCGCACCCUAUGGCAUCCGCAAUUCUCACCGCCUCCCCCUUGGGAAUACUGUUGACUAACAGCUGCUGCAAGUUGGGCAUCUUGCUUGCCAGCUCGAUGCCGACUGCCGCCGUCAUGCGCUCGCUGAUCACCAGAGCUGACGCCUGAGGUAUCGGCUGCAUCUCCUCGAUGAUGGCGACGGCAGCGAGGCCAGGAGCGGGGGCGGGAGGGGCUGCAGGGGCUUGGAGAAGCGAGUCGAUAUUGGCAACCAACACCCUUGUGGCCUUGUCGAAUGCAAGGCCUCUGGCCAAGUCGAGCAUAGCAGGUGUGGGCGUGUCGAGAGGGGUGGAGAGGGUGGAAUUGAGGCCUACGGACACCUGAGCCGCCUGCUGGGCCAGCUGCCGCAGGACGGUCUUGAGGAUGGGGGAGCUGGCGGGAGGGAAGAGGGCGCUUUGUAGCAGCACCAGAUCGAAUAUGCCGACGCCCCCAGUCAACGUGAGAGGGACGUUGUCGACGCACACGGCAUUCGCGAAUUCCUGGAGGUCCUCGGCGAAAAGGAAAACCGGGUGGCUCACCAUCGCCUCGUCGACGAGUUUGACCUUCAGCGACCUGAGGGACCGACAGCAGCCUCGUGCCACGAGAAUCAACUGCAGCGAAUACAGAGAGGAAGCAAGAAAGCGGAUGGAAACGCAAGUAGCAUUUAACACGUGUUGUCCGUCUGCUGACCUGCAGUUCAGACGCCCAGCCAUCCAGCUCCUGCAAAUUGAACAAGACGCCGCGGGUCUCAAUCGGCCCGAUACCCUCCAAGUUCGCCAGCGGCCCCUGAUGCCUCUCAGCUGCGACAGGCACCUGCUCCAACACCUCAGCCUUCUGGUCAACCGUCGAGGACACAUCGAAUGCUCUUAAACACCGCGACGAGCUGACGAGCGGUCCCAGUGUGUCGACGUGCUCGUGCGCCUGCACACGCUGCAGCGACGGGACGCGCCAGCCGCGGCUGCCGAUGCCACGAUGGUGGGCAGUGAGGCCGCUGAUGGAUGUGAGGGCGGGGAGGGACGGGGGAGGGGCAUGCACAGGGGGGAGGAUGGGAUUGAUGCGUCCGACAGACAGCAUCUCCUCCUGGCUGAGCUCAGCCGCCUCAAAUGUGAUUGCCGUGAGUGAGCCGUCAGCGAUGUCGGCCUCCUCUCCCCGCCUCUCCGCCUCUCUUCUCUUCUCCGCGACCAUCGCCCUGCGGGCCUCCGUGUGGCCUUCGAUGAGUGCCGUGAUGACGUCCAGACACCAGGCGCCCUCGCCAGCCGGGUGACAGCACCAGGUGCGGGUGAGUUUGGGCAUGCGGCCGCCCCACCUCUUGGCCACGUUGACGGGCAUCGCCUGCCAGAAGGCCCUGUCGGCGGCCCGGGAGCAGUCGAUGUCCAGCUGGCGGCACUGAGCCCCGGCCUCCAUGGAGAUGCUGUUGCUGAAGAGCGGCCAGACGCCGAAUCCCGAAAUGAGAAUGAGGUCUUCACGCGGCAGACGCCUCCCAGCCUGCAACAGCAAGGAAAUGGACACAAGAACACGCGUACGUGGACUUCCUUCCGGGCUUGCCUGUCCCUCAUUGAUUGGCCCUCGUCCCGACUGAUGAAUCAAACGAAAAGAUGUGCCACCAGUGGUCGUGCUACUCAUCCUGCACACAUGGCAUCAAUACGUCAUUUGAAUGGGAGGCGCUCAACUCGCGAGUGAGUGCUGGUCUCACCUGCAUAGGUUCUCGUGAGAUUCUGAACUGCAGUUUCUCC